Lodderomyces pseudojiufengensis is the source of this 1842-nucleotide messenger RNA. RefSeq lists its product as uncharacterized. The transcript has a single exon. The coding region runs from base 1 to 1842 and encodes 613 amino acids. The record is from RefSeq and is a predicted model, not a curated record. NCBI's taxonomy places the organism in Eukaryota, Fungi, Ascomycota, Pichiomycetes, Serinales, Debaryomycetaceae.
AUGGAGUACCCAGAGGAUACUCCUCGCUCACACGCGAAUCUAAAUUCCUAUGAUUCAGAUGUGGAAGAGAUGGAUGAUCAAUCAAUGGCAAGACAAAGAAGACAAAUAACCACAUUAACUGAUGAUUCAACUUCAAUAAAAAACACACCAAUAUCAACACCAAUUUCAAAAAGAAAUAAGAAUAGAUCAUCACCAAUUAAAUUAUCUGUUUUUAAUGAUAGAAAUAUUAAUUCACCAUUGAGCCGAUUAGCAUUACAAAAUAGUCCUACCAGAAAACCAAUGAUGAAUAGAGAUGAAUUAAAUUUAAGAGAUGAAAAUAUAGCUCUAAAAACUGAAAUUAAAUUAUUAAAAAGAGAAAUAAGUAAAAAAGAGGAUGAACGAUAUAGAAGAAACAGAGAUUUGGAAAUUGAAAAUCAAAGUUUAAAAGAUAAACUUUUAAAUUUAGAUGACUCAACUAAUGAUUUAAAGUUGAAUGAUAAGAAUGGUGGUAAUAAUAAUAGUAAUAAUAAACAACCAAAAGAUCUGAUCCAAAUAUGUAUGCUUCAAUCAGAAAAUAUAGAAUUAAUUGAUAAAUUAAAAAACCAAACAGAACUGAUUAAAAAAUAUAAAGAUUCAUUAAAUUUAUGGGAAGAAAGACAUGAUUUAUUAAAAAAUCAAUAUAAUGAAUUAUUUGAAAAUUUUAAAUUACAGGCUUCUUCUUUUGAUAAAUUAAAUUUAAAAUUAGAUGAAUUAUCUAAACAAAAACCACCAAAUCAAGGAAGCAACGUUAAUAGUGACGAAUUAGCUAAGAAAAUAGCACUACAAAUUAUUAACAAUUCACCAAAACUUGUUGAAAAUCAAAAUAUAUCGUCAAGCUCGAAUAAAGACUCGUCUAAUUCAACGAACAACAACGAAAAAGUCUCCUCAAAUUCGACUAUUAAUGAUCAAACUACUCCUGAAACUAAAUCUAAUGAAUCACAACAUAAUGAAUCUCCAAAAUCAAGUCAUAGUCAAAAUAAUCAAUCAUAUUUUUCACAAAAUACAAAUUCAAGUAAAAUUAAUAAAAUUGAAUUAAUUACAGAAAUAGUAGAAGCAGUAAUGAACCAAUUAAAAACGGGAAGUCGAGAUAGUAAUUAUGCAUCUUCAACAACAAAUACAACAAUGCCAAUAGGAACAUCAAGUGCUAAAUUUAAUUCACCAUCACCUAUUAAUAACAAGUUUCAAAAAUUAUCACAAAUUAAUGAAGUUCAAGAAUCAAGUUUUGAUUCACCAUUACUGACUAAACCGUCUAAAGUACCACAAAAGGUAGAUAAUCAUUCAUUAAAUCGAAAUAACAAAGCUACUCAAACUUCAAGAUCACCUUCAUUUCAUGAGAGACUUAAUGCUAAGGGAAAAGAAAUUGAAGAAUCAGCAUCUACAUUCUCAAAACAUUCAGAAACUAAUAAAGAAGAUUCAAAUAAUAGUUGUAAACAACAAUCAACCCCCAAUCAGAAGAGGAAUGACGAACUGAUUAAAGACAAGAAUAAUCUAACAUCAAAUACAAAUGAUUAUUAUACAGCUCAAACAAAUAAUAAUUUAUCAAAACAAUCAACAACUAAAUCAAAUUUUAUUAAUCAGAAUAAAACCGAUGAAUCAAUAUCAUCAACAAAAACAACUAAUUUAAAUUCAAACUCUGAUACUAUGGAACUAGAAAAAACAAUUGAAUUAAAAGAAUUAGAUAAAGAAGAAGAAGAAGACAAAACUCAAACAUUAAAUUUAAAUUCUUUAUUGCAUAAUAAUAAAAAUUUUGAAAAUUGUUGUAAUUUAGAUAAUGAAUGGACUGCUUCUUAUAUGGUAAAAAGUAUUGAAUAUAUAACUAAAUAA